UCCACUUUCCUCACGAAUCUCGCGAUGAGUCCGAGGUGCAGAGCCUCGGAUGGCAGCACGAGGAGGACAAGGAACAGCGAAGGGUUCUGUAGCAGCGAUGACGUCGGCAGGAUCAGGGGCCGAGGCAGCGUAUAGAUCAAGCACCUUGAGGAGGUCUCCAUCUCUUCGAGGCCCGCACCGAGGAGCUCGAAGCUAGCUGGGACGCAUGGAUGAGCUCUGUCCCUCCCUACUUGGUGGUUGCGCUUCCUCAAGCUUUUGUAAGCGCGACACAAGCUAACUCAAGCCUCUCUCCAACGAGGACCGGAAUGAAUCGCUCUCGAUGCCAGAAGUAUAGCAAAAAGGUGGCGCAACAGAGCAGCCCAACUGAUGACCUUCCUGCCGGAUUGUCUGUCCAAGGAGUCGUAAGGGUUCUAGCUAGACAAAUAGACAGAGCAACCACCCGCCGAAGAGUGUACUGCAAUGUGCAAUGAGCGAAGAGAUAGGAUGUCACUGCCAUCCACGAG
Molecule: messenger RNA, 503 nt
Organism: Acaromyces ingoldii
Lineage: Eukaryota; Fungi; Basidiomycota; Exobasidiomycetes; Exobasidiales; Cryptobasidiaceae
Exons: 1
Coding region: 210-470 (86 amino acids)
Source: RefSeq, a predicted model, not a curated record